CCGGGAGGGCGGGAACUCGCGCUUCCCGUGAUGCCCCGCGCUCCCUGGCAACCGCGCCGUUGCUAGGGGCGGCCGGCAGCGUCUGUUAUGGCGGCGGCGCUGGGGUUCGGGGCCUUCCUCAUCCUCCUCCUCCCGCCGCCGCUCCGGGCAGCAGAGCCGAGGGAGGAUCCCGGAGCGCCACCGGAGACCAGCGCGGCCGUCCCGGCGCGGACCCGCAGAGGGCCCGCUCCGGUUACGGACGUUGCCAAGCUGUGUGUUUGUGACCUGCUGGUGGCACAAUGUGAUGUGAAUUGCUGCUGUGACCCUGAUUGCAGUGCAGCAGAUUUCAGCCUCUUCACUACCUGUUCAGUUCCUGUGGUCACAGGUGACAGCCGUCUGUGUAGUCAGAAAGCUGCCAUAUAUUCACUUGAUGUUGAAGCAAAUCCACCAGAAAGAGUAUUUAAAUUAAUCGACCAAGUCAAUCCCAGUAUUUUCUGCAUUCAUGCUACAAACUAUGAACAAGCACUCACCUUCAGUUCCCCUGAAAUUCCUACUUCUGAGAAUUUUGAUCAAUUGCUUAAGCAGUUUGGAAGUGCUACUUUCAGUGCUGAGCCUGAGAGCUGGGACAUGAACACAGAUGAUCAGAAUCUGUCUGACGCAAAUGAAACUUACAGAUACCAGUAUGGUGUUCCUAUACAGACAGUGGAUGCAUUCCUGAGACUGCCUAGUCCUGUGGUCUCCUCUUGGUGCUCUGAUGAAAAUCCUGCAGGCUUUUUAGUAAACCAGGCUACAAAAUGCAUUAGAUCAGUAAGUGUGGAAAAAUGCGAAAACAUUCAAGCAAUUAGUAUGCUGUUCUACAUCAACUCCAGCAUUUUAGCAGUGCCUAAGUCAAGUCAGAUGGUGAAUAUUUCUGUCCAGUCCAUAUCUGUCCAGUCUCUAAAUGGAACACGGACUUUACUUAAUGAUAGUGAUGUCCUCAGGCUCCCCAUGAUUUUGGAUGAACUGUGCAUAAAUGUAGUUCUUGGGGUGAGCUAUCACAUUACAUACACAGAUGCAGGAGAAAUAAUAGAAGCAGCUGGUGCUUUUGUCUUGGGGGCAAUUAACAAAGAAGCACUUUCAAUAGAGCAGAGCUUCGAAAUCAGCUUUACUCAGGUAAAUACAACACCAGUUCCUCUCAGUGGUAAUCCUGGUUAUGUUGUUGGACUGCCUGUAAGAGCAGGCUUCCGGACACAAGGAUCUGGCAUCAUUCAAAAUACUAACAAAUACAGUCAACUUACCAUCCUGCAAAGUACAUCUGCCCAGGACUGUCUGGCGGCACAGGGAGCCAGAGCCCCAGUGUUAUUUGGUUAUAACAUGAUAUCAGGCUGUAAGUUACGAAUGACAGCAGCUAUGAAAUGCCAGCCUUUGACUCAGGCCCUCCUGGAUCUACUGAAAGGACAAAGCUUCCCUGACUACGUGGCUUCAUUUGGGAAUUCUCAAGCCCAGGAUGUGCUUGACUGGGUGCCGAUAACUCACCUCUACAUUUCAGAACAGAGCUCAUGCCAAAUACCGGUAUCACUUGAAAUAGAAGUGAGGUGGACUAAAUAUGGAUCCCUAGUCAAUCCACAAGCCAGAAUAGUGAAUGUUACAGCAACGAUCACUACCACCACACUAAAGCAGCUUCCCUCAGGAAGGGAAAGGACUAUUCCUAUAACCAGUUCUGUUGUUUUCACGGAUGUUUCGUUACCUGCAGAGCCAGGCUAUAAAGCCUGGCCCACCAUUAAUGCCAAGUUACCCUUUGAUUUUUUCUUCCCGUUUGUCUGAGGUAAGUAUUCAUAAAACCCCUCAAACCAACCACAUUUCUGCUUUUUCUGACUUGGAGUUCAUUUCCUAAAGAAGAGAGGUUUAUCCAGUCGCUGUGAAGAGCCAUCAGUUGGUUCUGAAUUGUCAACCUGCUGGGUUAAAAUAGCCCAGGAGAGAAAGGGUGAAUCCUUGUGAGGGCUCUCGGAAGCUUUAGGGCAGAAAAACCCCCACAUUAAGUGGAAAGUUCCCAAUUCUACCUCUGCCAGGAGGAAAAAAGCUUGAGUCUGAACUUGCUGGUGGCUCUGGCUGCCCAGUCAGCACAUGCAGAGCCACCAGCCUCCCACCACAUUGGCUGCUCUGCUGAGCAGUGUGGAUGCAGGAGGGGAAGCGACAGCUCUAAAGGAAAGUAGGCUUCAUUAUUCUGUGAAUAGCAAAACUAAAUUGUUAAUUAAAGUAAUCAUGUGCUAUUAGAUAAGGCUCUAACUAUUUUUGUAGAUGAAUAAGCCACAUAUUUCUAGCUAUUUUCCCCAAACCACUGAUUAAUUAUACCUUUCUUUACAAAUCUGACCAGUUAAGUGAUGCUUUCAGGAGAGCUCAAUGGCCAUUCCAGCUGAAAUCAACUGGAGAUGCCUGCUACAGUCAACACCUUUCAGAAUUCCCACUUACUGAAUCUUCUACUGUGAAACAGUCUCUCCACAGAGACCUUCUAGUACCUGAAAAGUGUUCAAACACCAGCCUGGUCCUUCAGAACACAUUUUCUAAAUGGCUUUUCUGGAGUCUUCGCAGUUCCCAGCAGUGCACUCACCUACACCUGUUCUCACAUAUUCCAGUUCUUCUAAUGCAUUGAUUUAUGAGCUGUGGAAACAAAGAACUUCGUAGCUCAGCGGGCUGCAAACUGACACUUAAAAUGGAAGCAGGGAUGAGAGAAUGCAGUAUCAGAAGUCAGAUCUGCUGCUGAGAACAAGGCGCUGUUUGACGUAAGAUGGCACGUGUUGGCCUCUAUUUUGGUGCUGAUUUGAUUGUCAACUACGGGAGUGGUGUGUUGGUAUUUCUGAAACAAGCCUUAUAUAAAUAUCAAAGUGGCAGAAGCAGCAACAGAAAUGAGGAAACUACCAACACUACGAAAAGAAUGGUUGGCACAGGAGAGAUGUACCAGUGGUGAAUGGUCAUCUUGUUGGGAAGCAAUGACCUUUCAGCCUGGGUUCUUAUCAGUGGUACUGCCAGUUUGUACAAGAUGUUACAAACAAAGAACAUUAUCACUGGAAAAAAAUGAACUUAUUUCAAAUAAGUGGUACUUCCAUGGGUUUGUAGCUUGUAAGGAUGUGUCUUUAUUAAAUUACUUUGCAGUCUGGGCUGUACAGCUGUGCAAGGAAGGUCUUAUGAAAUCA
Pezoporus flaviventris is the source of this 3149-nucleotide messenger RNA. It is a transcript of the gene TCTN1, whose product is annotated as tectonic family member 1. Lineage: Eukaryota; Metazoa; Chordata; Aves; Psittaciformes; Psittacidae. Gene Ontology annotation, biological process: cilium assembly; protein localization to ciliary transition zone. The record is from RefSeq and is a predicted model, not a curated record. Gene Ontology annotation, cellular component: MKS complex. Bases 88 to 1782 code for a protein of 564 amino acids. The transcript is spliced from 14 exons.